This is a messenger RNA of Staurois parvus, 391 nucleotides long. The record is from the annotation of a GenBank genome assembly. Lineage: Eukaryota; Metazoa; Chordata; Amphibia; Anura; Ranidae.
UGUAGGGAAGUUAUAGAGUUCACAAAAAUGUCAGAACAGUACAGAUAUCCCCCAAAUGUCAGGUCAGUACAGAUAUCCCCCAAAUGUCAGGACGGUACAGAUAUCCCCCAAAUAUCAGGACAGUACAGAUAUCCCCCAAAUGUCAGGACAGAUAUCCCCCAAAUGUCAGGAUGGUAAAGAUAUCCCCCAAAUGUCAGGACGGUACAGAUAUCCCCCAAAUGUCAGGAUGAUAAAGAUAUCCCCCAAAUGUCAGGACGGUACAGAUAUCCCCCAAAUGUCAGGACGGUACAGAUAUCCCCCAAAUGUCAGGAUGGUACAGAUAUUCCCCAAAUGUCAGGACGGUACAGAUAUCCCCCAAAUGUCAGGACAGGACAGAUAUCCCCCAAAUGUC